Branchiostoma floridae (Florida lancelet) is the source of this 857-nucleotide messenger RNA. Its product is annotated as histone H4-like. Gene Ontology annotation, molecular function: DNA binding; protein heterodimerization activity; structural constituent of chromatin. Gene Ontology annotation, cellular component: nucleosome. The record is from RefSeq and is a predicted model, not a curated record. Gene Ontology annotation, biological process: nucleosome assembly. The transcript has a single exon. NCBI's taxonomy places the organism in Eukaryota, Metazoa, Chordata, Leptocardii, Amphioxiformes, Branchiostomatidae. The coding region runs from base 333 to 731 and encodes 132 amino acids.
AAACCUGGUAGGCCAAGCCACGAACGUAGACUGCACUCCAGGUCGAACGAACUACUAGUAACGUUACUCUCCAAGCAGCCGUCGGUGACGAAGAUUGUUUCUAAAAUCAUAUUCCUCGUUUUCUGUGUGGUGGGACCGGCACAUGGCAAAGGCCACAAUUUUCCCAUCAACGUCUGGUUGAGAGUGCAUGGUCAGAGUUUGGUUCAGAGAACGUGACGAUUUUCAACCCCAACAUCUGCUUGAAUAUGAGAUACGUAUCGGUCUGCUGCGUUCGGGCAGUCUCAUUCUUGAUUGGCUAGUUUUGAACACUGGUUGCUGAUUGGGUCACAUAGAUGUUUAGUGUUCCGCCGAGGUCCGUACAUCCAUUUAAAUUAUCCCAAUCUCCCGUCCGACCUCAUUCUUCCACUCAACUGAUCAAAAUGUCUGGACGUGGCAAAGGAGGCAAGGGACUCGGAAAGGGAGGCGCUAAGCGUCAUCGUAAGGUGUUGCGUGACAACAUCCAGGGCAUCACGAAGCCCGCCAUCCGUCGUCUGGCCCGCCGUGGUGGUGUCAAGCGUAUCUCUGGUCUCAUCUACGAGGAGACCCGUGGCGUCCUCAAGGUCUUCCUGGAGAACGUCAUCCGUGAUGCCGUCACCUACACCGAGCACGCCAAGCGCAAGACCGUCACCGCCAUGGACGUUGUCUACGCUCUGAAGCGCCAGGGCCGCACUCUGUACGGCUUCGGCGGCUAGAUUAUCUGACUACAAACGACGACCCCGGCCCUUUUAAGGGCCACCCACAUCCUCCUAAAGAAUUGUAUCGUAACUGUCAGCACGACUUGGUGUUAAAUGCACAACUUUAACUAACAGGCCAUUGCA